Cynara cardunculus var. scolymus (artichoke) is the source of this 903-nucleotide messenger RNA. Its product is annotated as F-box protein SKIP27-like. The coding region runs from base 202 to 663 and encodes 153 amino acids. The transcript has 4 exons. NCBI's taxonomy places the organism in Eukaryota, Viridiplantae, Streptophyta, Magnoliopsida, Asterales, Asteraceae. The record is from RefSeq and is a predicted model, not a curated record.
AAUAUUCUGGUCAUUUCCACGCACUUUUAAAAAAAAAUACGAUUUUAAUUCGAUAUUUAUCUCUUUGAUCCGCAGAACAAAACCCUUAAACCUCUCCACAAGAUCUGCAGAUUUGCUACUGUUUCCCUCUCAAGAACAACCGUUACAGCAAUCGCAAUUUACUUGAACGAGAAAUUAGGGUUAAGAAACCAGGAAUUUAAAAUGGCAUUGGGGAAGAAUUACACCUUAGGGUUAGUAAGACGUACCAGUUCAUUCGGUAGAAAGAGGAUUUUGAUUUUGAAUGAAAUGGAUAUCGAUUCCAUUUCGCCUAUGAAGAAACGAUCAAUGGUGAACAAUUUCAGUUCGGAAAGAUCGUUGCUUGAAGCUCUCCCUCAGGAUAUUCUUAUUAGGGUUUUGUGUGGUGUAGAACAUGAUGAUCUGAAGAAGCUGUUUCAUGUAUCAAAACCGAUCAGAGAAGCUGCUACGAUUGCCAAAAAAAUGCAUUUUGCAUAUAGUACACCGAAGAAGGUCCCUGCUUUUGGGUGUAGCAUAGAUCCAUCUUUAGACGAUGCUGACGAAAUCGAAGCUCCAAAUGCUCCAAGACAAUCGAGAGUAGCUCGUUCUCGAUUGAAUAGGAAAAAACUGGCCGACAUCUCGGUGGCCUUGUUUGCUGAUGAAGAAUGAGAAGCAAAUGUCGAGAGUUUUUGUGUAUAUGCAAAUAGAAAUGUUGUUGUUGUUGUUGUUGUACCAAAAGGGGUUCUUCAAUUGUUGCAUUGAAGAUGCGAGGUGGCUUAGAAGUGGUUGUACAUUUAGAGCAGAAAGUAUAGAGACCAAUAGAUAUGAACAUUUAUUUAAUUGUUGGUUUUGUGUUGAAACUUUUAGUUCAAUGUAAAAUCUUUCCCUCUAAUCUUCUGUUUGUUCUCA